AUGGGUUCCGUCUCCACCCCCGAGUACGAUGCCAUCAUCGUAGGCAGCGGCUUCGGAGGAUGCUACGUACUUCGCAGGUUGAGAGAAGCCGGCCUCAAGUGCCUCGCCAUCGACGACGCCGGUGAUCUCGGAGGCGUCUGGUACUGGAACGCCUACAGAGGUGCCCGUGUCGACACCCCCGUACCCCUCUACGAGUUCUCGGAUCAGCAGUUGUGGCAGGACUGGACGUGGUCGGAGAAGUACCCAGGCCGCGAUGAGCUGCGAAGAUACUUUGAUCACGUCGAAUCCAAGCUGCACCUCAAGAAGGACAUCCUCUUCAACACGCGCGUUGUGGCCGCUGAAUUCAACCAGGCUGAAAACAUCUGGAACGUUGUCGACAGCGCGGGCGUCAACCGCACGGCGCGCCACUUCAUCCUCUGCACUGGAUUCGCUGCUAAGCCAUACAUCCCCAACUUUCCGGGUCUCGACAGCUUCGCCGGUACCUCUUGCCACACAUCCAAGUGGCCGCAAGAAGGCAUUGACUUCAAAGGCAAGCGAGUGGGCAUAGUUGGCAACGGUUCCAGCGGCCUCCAGGUCAUUCAAGAUGUUGCCCCGGAGGUGGCUCACAUGACCGUCUUCCAGCGAAGCCCGACCUACGCCCUUCCCAUGCGUCAGACGCCUCUACAAGACAAGGAUCAGAUCAAGUCACAGUACGCCGAGAUCUUUGAGCGUCGCGUGUCCAAGUUUGCUGGCCUUGACUCCGAAUUCAGCCCUAAGUCGGCCGUCGAGGUGUCGGACGAGGAGCGAGAGGCCUUCUUUGAAGAGAUCUGGACCAAGGGAGGGCUCUCCUUCUGGUUGGGAACUUAUCAGGACGUUAUCCGUCACCCCAUCGCCAACAAAUAUGCGUACGAGUUCUGGCGCAAGAAGACCCUCCCUCGAAUCGAGAAGCCCGAGAUUGCUGAGCUUCUGGCCCCUCGGGAGCCCCCUUACUACUUUGGCACCAAGCGCGCGACCCUGGAGCAGAGAUAUUACGAGGUCUACAACCAGGACAAUGUCGACUUGAUUAGCACCAAGGCCAACCCCAUCGUCAAGGUUGUCCCAGAGGGCGUCAUCACAGAGGACGGGAAGCUUCGGGAACUCGACAUCCUGAUCUUGGCGACCGGAUUCGACUCUGUCACCGGCGGCCUCCUCUCCAUCGACAUCAAGGGCGUCGACAACCUGGCCCUCAAAGAUAAGUGGAAGAACGGCACCUCGACCGAGCUGGGCAUGAUGACGGCCGGGUUCCCAAACAUGAUGUUCCUGUACGGACCCCAGGGCCCAACCUCGUUCUGCAACGGCCCGACCUGCGCCGAAGUCCAGGGCGAUUGGAUUUGCGAGACUAUUCUUCGUCUCCGGCGGGACAAGUGCCAGUUCAUCGAUGCCACUCGCGAGGCCGAGCAGGAGUGGCGCGACCUCGUCCAGCAGAUAGGUGAUCAGACGCUGCUGCCCCAGACAAAGUCGGAGUACAUGGGUACCAACAUCCCCGGCAAGCCUAAAGAGAUGCUCAACUUUCUCGGUGGAUUGGUGGAAUACACCAAGCAGAUUAACGGCGCUUUUGAGAAGGGCAAGAACUGUUUUGUCGUGUAUUAG
Molecule: messenger RNA, 1608 nt
Organism: Fusarium keratoplasticum
Lineage: Eukaryota; Fungi; Ascomycota; Sordariomycetes; Hypocreales; Nectriaceae
Exons: 2
Coding region: 1-1608 (535 amino acids)
Molecular function (GO): N,N-dimethylaniline monooxygenase activity; flavin adenine dinucleotide binding; NADP binding
Source: RefSeq, a predicted model, not a curated record